Ctenocephalides felis (cat flea) is the source of this 1263-nucleotide messenger RNA. Its product is annotated as alpha-N-acetylgalactosaminidase-like. Gene Ontology annotation, biological process: oligosaccharide metabolic process; glycosylceramide catabolic process; glycoside catabolic process. Gene Ontology annotation, molecular function: alpha-galactosidase activity. The coding region runs from base 34 to 1263 and encodes 409 amino acids. The transcript has 9 exons. Lineage: Eukaryota; Metazoa; Arthropoda; Insecta; Siphonaptera; Pulicidae. Gene Ontology annotation, cellular component: cytoplasm. The record is from RefSeq and is a predicted model, not a curated record.
UUUUAUUUAGUUAAAUGUUUUGUUAUCAAAGCAAUGUGGUUUGUUGGGGUAUUACUAUUAGGAGCAUUAGUUCCAACUUUUGCAUUAGAAAAUGGGUUAGCCAGGACACCACCAAUGGGUUGGAUGACUUGGCAGAGAUUCAGAUGCAAUAUUGAUUGCGAAAAUGAUCCUGAUAAUUGCAUUAGUGAGAAUUUAAUUAAGAAAAUGGCUGAUAAGAUGGCAUCGGAAGGAUAUUUGGAAGCAGGAUACCAAUAUAUCGUCAUCGACGAUUGUUGGUCAGAAAAACAAAGGGAACCAAAUGGUGAACUCCUUGCUGACAAGAAAAGAUUUCCAAGUGGCAUGGGAAAUUUAUCAGAUUAUGUCCAUUCAUUAGGAUUGAAAUUUGGUAUCUAUCAAGAUUAUGGUACACACACAUGUGCUGGUUAUCCUGGUAUUUUUGGCCACAUGAAGAUAGAUGCUGAGACAUUUGCAAAAUGGAAAGUCGACUACGUCAAAUUAGAUGGAUGCAAUUCAAAUCCAGCAGAUAUGGACACCGGUUAUCCUGAAUUUGGAAGGUAUUUGAAAGAAACUGGUAGAAACAUGUUUUUUGCAUGCGGUUGGCCACUAUUCCAAACUGUUGGAGAAGUACCGCGAAACUACUCUCUAAUUUCGGAGCAUUGUAAUUCGUGGAGAAAUUGGCAUGAUAUUCAAGAUAGUUGGGGUUCAGUACAAUUUAUUGUUAAUUAUUAUGAAAAAAAUCCAGAUAACAUUAUUGACUUUGCUGGACCUGGUCAUUGGAACGAUCCUGACAUGUUGGUCAUCGGAAACUUUGGAUUAAGUUUUGAGCAAAGUAAAACCCAAAUGGCUUUAUGGGCAAUUAUGGCAGCACCUUUAAUCAUGUCCAACGAUUUAAGACAUAUUAGUGAUGAAUCUAAAGCUAUUUUGCAGAAUGCCAGAGUCAUUAAAAUAAAUCAAGAUCCUUUAGGAAAGCAAGGAAAGCAAAUCUUUAGUGAAAAUAAUGUUGAAAUUUGGACUAGACCAAUCACACCAGUUGAAAAUGAAUUUUAUUCUUAUGCUAUUGCUUUUGCAAAUGGACGUGAUGAUGGAACGCCUUAUAAAGUAACAAGAACUCUCAAAGAAUUAGGUUUGGUAGCACCAGCUGGAUAUCAUGUAGAGGAUGUAUAUGACAGAACAAAUUAUGGACUUUUAUAUCCAGAAGACAGAAUUGAAGUACAUAUAAAUCCUUCAGGUGUUGUUUUCCUGAGAGCAAAUGUUCAGCAAUAA